AUGAACAAUGCAGUUUUUAAAAUUAUUCUCGAACUAUCAGUAAUUGCAAUAGUAGCUGAAUGCCGAAAAGUCGACAACCACAACGUAGGGUGCAUAAAAUGCCACCCUCUGGAUAAAAAUAAAAUAAACGUGCAUUUGAUACCCCAUUCGCACGACGACGUAGGCUGGUUGAAAACCCUCGAUGAAUAUUAUUACGGAGUUAACACCGGCCAGAUUAGUGUUAGAUUAAUUAUAUCUUCAGUAGUAGAAGCUCUGAAGAGAAACCCGGAUAGAAGGUACAUCCAAGUGGAAACGGCGUAUUUCCACAAAUGGUGGAAAGACAACGAAGACAUGAGGACAGAAUUCAAGCAACUGGUCGAUAGGGGUCAAAUCGAGAUGGUGAACGGCGCUUGGUCGAUGAACGACGAAGCCUGCGUUAACUACCAAUCGAUCAUCGAUCAAUUCACCUUUGGAUUACGGAAAAUCGAGGAAAGCGUCGGGAAAUGCGGAAGGCCCCGCGUCGGCUGGCAGAUCGAUCCGUUCGGGCACAGCAGAGAGCACGCUUCCAUUCUGUCGCAAAUGGGAUUCGAUGGGGUCCUGUUCGCCAGGAUGGAUCACGACGACAAGAGCGCCAGACAGGCCAAAGGGCAGCUCAAUUUUUUGUGGCACGGCAGCGCCAAUUUAGAGGACAGUACGAUAUUCGCCGGUUGUUUUCCCACCUCCUCGUAUAGCGAACCGGAUUCUUUUUGCUGGGAUAUCAACUGCGGGGACGAUCAAAUCGUCGAUAAUCCUAACAGUACCAUUUACAACAUCAAGAAAAAGGUGGACCAAUUUACCAAAAUACUAAAGAACUUCACCAAUUACUACCCACCAGGCACCAAAAACAUCAUAGUACCAAUGGGAGGAGAUUUUCACUUCCAAGCAGCUGGUUACAAUUUCCUCAACAUGGACAAACUGAUUAAAGGAUUUUCAGAGUAUAACAGCGAGUUUAAUGUUAUCUACUCGACGCCAUCUUGCUACAUCAAAGCUAUAAACGAAGCUGCACCGGCGCUGAAACUCAAAACUGACGACUUCUUUCCCUACAGCGACCAAAACUACGCCUUCUGGGCAGGUUACUUCACCUCCAGGCCGACUGUAAAGCGAUCAGAGCGCGUAGGACACAACAUAUUACAAGCUGCUAAACGAAUACACGCCUUGAGUCCCCAACACUUCAACGAUGGUGAGUUGGAGGAAUUGAAGAUGUCCAUGGGCGCUCUGCAGCAUCACGACGCUAUCACAGGCACCCAACAACAACACGUCGCCGACGAUUACAUUAGAAUGCUCUCAGCAGGUAUCAGAAAAGCUGAAGCACCGCUUGGAAAUAUCAUUAGCGACAUCUUAAAUUCCAACUUAACAUUGGAAUUGUCCUCGUGCCAGCUGGCGAACAUGAGCAUCUGCAACGUCUCCCAGAACAGCGACAACUUCGUGAUUGCGGUGUACAAUCCGCUGGGAUGGGCCGUUACUCACCACGUUCGAUUGCCCGUAAAGGAAGGAAUUUACGAAAUAAACGGGCCGGAUGGAGCGGAAAUUUACGACCUGACGGAGACGCUGUUUUCGUUCGAUUACGUCCGGAUAAAAGGGGAGAAGCCGAGCACGUACGAGCUGCUGUUCGCCGCCAAAGACGUGCCCGCGAUGGGCCUGAAGGUGUACCACGUGGCGAGGAAAUCGACCGGGACGGCGACUUCCGAGCAAUUGUUGCGAAGUUCCAACGUGUUCGAGAUGGAUAAGGAGAGCGGGUUGCUGAAGUCGGUCACUGUGAACGAUGUGGCGCUCAAUGUUACGCAGAAAUUCCAUUUCUAUCAAAGCCACGAUGGGUUUUCCGAGGUAUCAGACGUCGCUUCUGGCGCUUAUAUAUUCAGACCGUUCAAAAAUACUCCGACUGUUUUCGAAAACGCCACCAUCCUGCGAAAAUUUUCCGGUAACUUGGUAGAAGAAGUGCACCAGAAAUGGGAGAACACAUACGCUAACAUCUACCAAAGCAUCAGAUGGUACAAGAACGAAAAUUACGUAGAAUUCGAUUGGAUCGUUGGUAACAUAGACUUAGACCACAUGACAUUCGGUAAAGAAAUAAUCAGCAGAUUCAGUAUCAAAGAUUUCGACAAUCAAGGCGUCUUCUACACGGAUUCUAACGGUCGAGAAAUGCUGAGGAGAGUUAAAAACAAACGACCUACAUACAAAUAUAACAUCACUCAAGAACCGGUGGCCAGUAAUUACUAUCCCGUAACGUCCAGAAUAGUUAUAAAGGACGAGAGAAGAGGAUUGCGAGCGGCCAUCUUGACCGAUCGCUCCCAAGGAGGCACCAGCUUAAACAAAGGGGAAAUCGAACUGAUGGUGCACAGGAGGUUGAUUUUCGACGAUGAAAGAGGCGUGGGGGAAUCCCUCGACGAGUUCGAAUUCGAAACUCCGCUCUACGCAAGAGGAACUCACUACUUGGUGUUCGGACCUGCUAAAAAACCGAACAAAGAUGGAAGAACCACGGCUGCGCACGAAAGAAUCCUAGCGCAAAAGAAGCUUCUCCAGCCUUGGGUGGGCUUGUCGAGGACAGAUUUGAGUUUCGAAGAACUCAAAGACCAAAUGCAACUUUCGUACGAACCUUUGGAAAAUAACCUACCCCCCAGCAUCAACAUCUUAUCGCUCGAACCGUGGACAAGCGGCUCGCUUUUGUUGAGAUUGGAACACAUCAUGGAGAAAGACGACGACGCCGUUUUAUCUCUACCGAUGAAAAUCGAAAAUAUCCAAGAACUCUUUAAAGACAUUGAGAUAACCGGCGUGACAGAGACAACAUUGUCUGCUCACUUGACUCUGGAGGAACUGGAAGAGCGAGGCGUGUACACCUGGAAAUCUGAGGAUGGAACGAGCCAUGCGAAGCAAAUCAAUAUUUUGGAUAGCGAGCGAGAGAUAGUUUUGUGUCCAAUGGAAAUUCGUACGUUUAUUUUAAAAACUAAUAGGUCGGAAACAUCUGGAUCGUCGAUGAAUUAUAUUUGGUCGCCUUCAAUCUUAAUAUCAGUAAUUGUUCUUAUUUGUUGUUAUUAA
Phyllotreta striolata is the source of this 3051-nucleotide messenger RNA. The record is from the annotation of a GenBank genome assembly. Lineage: Eukaryota; Metazoa; Arthropoda; Insecta; Coleoptera; Chrysomelidae.